Molossus molossus (Pallas's mastiff bat) is the source of this 2308-nucleotide messenger RNA. It is a transcript of the gene EEF1AKMT3, whose product is annotated as EEF1A lysine methyltransferase 3. Gene Ontology annotation, molecular function: protein-lysine N-methyltransferase activity. The coding region runs from base 213 to 893 and encodes 226 amino acids. Gene Ontology annotation, cellular component: cytosol; cytoplasm. NCBI's taxonomy places the organism in Eukaryota, Metazoa, Chordata, Mammalia, Chiroptera, Molossidae. Gene Ontology annotation, biological process: peptidyl-lysine methylation. The record is from RefSeq and is a predicted model, not a curated record. The transcript has 3 exons.
AGUCCCGCCGGCUGUGGGCAGGAGACCGGAGCGGGAGGGGUAGCUCUUCGUCCCACCUCCAGGAAGUCAAACUGGAGGAAGGAGGGCAAACUCAGGGAGGCGGGGCUCAGUGCCACCUGGCAGCAGAAGCGGCCCGAGGUCCCCCACCCCCCACCCCGCUCCAGAUCCGGGAUUCCAGAGCUUGCUGCGGCUUCCUGAACUCUCUGGGCCAGAUGGCAGACCUCCGCCCAGAUCCUGCAACGGAACCCGAAUCGGUGUUCCCACGGGAGGUCGGGCUCUUCGCUGACUCUUACUCGGAGAGGAGCCGGUUCUGUUUCUGUGGGCACGUGCUGAGCAUCACGCAGAACUUCGGGUCCCGCCUCGGGGUGGCAGCGCGGGUGUGGGAUGCGGCUCUAAGCCUGUGCAACUAUUUUGAAAAUCAAAAUGUGGAUUUCCGAGACAAGAAGGUGAUCGAACUGGGUGCGGGGACUGGCAUCGUGGGAAUCUUGGCGGCGCUGCAGGGGGGGGAUGUUACCAUCACUGACCUGCCCCUGGCUCUAGAACAGAUCCAGGGCAACGUCCAGGCUAAUGUGCCAGCUGGAGGCCGGGCCCAGGUCCGCGCCUUGUCCUGGGGGAUUGACCAGCAUGUCUUCCCUGGCGACUAUGACCUGGUGCUGGGGGCUGAUAUCGUGUAUCUGGAGCCUACCUUCCCACUGCUGCUGGGGACCCUCCAACACCUGUGCGGGACCCAUGGCAUCAUCUAUCUGGCCUCCAAGAUGAGAGAGGAGCAUGGGACAGAGAACUUCUUUCAGCACCUCCUGCCCCAACAUUUCCAACUGGAGCUGGCCCAGCGGGAUGAGGAUGAGAAUGUCAACAUCUAUAGGGCCAGGCACAGGGAACCAAGACCUACUUAAUGUCACCCUUCUGCUUCUCCGAACCCCUUGUCCUAAUGAGGGAACUGCUAUAUCUCCAAAGCCAGAAACAUAAGGACCAAAAAGGAUGGAUUUCCCUUGCCUCUCUUGUUCCUCAUUCCCUUGGAUACUAUUGGGCAGAUGCAGGGAGGUAUCUGCUUGCUAAGAAUCCUAGAGCCUUAGCAGUGCUGGAUUAGAGCAUAAAGGAAGUUCCUAGCUCUUGUUUUCAGCAAAGGAUGAUGAUGGGAGGGUAUUCGAGGUUUUUAGGGGAAGGGAGGUAAAUGAGAUGUGAGAGCAGUGGCUGCAGAGAGACUGUCACUGAUCACUCCCAGUAGUGCUGUUGUCUUUUUAUACAGAAUAUAUACAUGACCAGAUUCUACUGGAUUUUUUUUUUUUUUUUUAGUAAAGAAACAAGCAUUAAAGAUCUCUACAUCCAAAGAACUCAGGCUUUUGUUGAGGGGCAGGGAAGUAAGAAGCCUUAGACCACUCACUUUUUGCUUCAAGAGAUAGUCUGGUGGGACCAUGGCUCUAACUGGGUAAAGUCCUCCCAGGCCUGAAGCUGGGGAUAGGCAGCAGAGCUGUCCUUUGGUCUGUAGCUUCUUCAACCUUUUUGGAGUUGGAGCCCUGAUCACUAAGUACUUGGUUCUUCUCUUUAUUUAUUUUUAGGUUUUCAAGCCCUGUCAGUCCUUCUCUCCUAAUGUGAUUUGCCUUCACUUCUUUUCUCUUCCCACUGUGGUAACUCUGGUUGGAACUCUCCUUACUCUUCGGGCCACAUAUCACUUCCUCUACUCCUGGCCUCCAACUAUUAUGAUCUAAAAUCAUUCCUGUUAGUUUUUGCAGCUGCCUACGGAAGCAAGAAUGAGCUCCUCUGCUUGGUACUCAGUCUAUCCUGUGUAAUCCCAAAUUACCCUCUACUUCAUUUCCUACUGGUUUCCAAAAUGUAUUGCAACCUUGGGCCAAAUUACAAAAGGUCUACUCUUUGUUCCCUAAAUCCACACCAAGUUUCCCUAACUUCUUUCUUCAUUUUCUUUGAUGAGUCUCUUCCUUGAUGGGCUAUUUCUAUCUGUCAAAAUCUUCAUUACUCUUAGCCUCUAUCCUGAAAAAAAGCUUUUUUCUGAGUCUUCUGUUUGCAUGUGAUUUCUUUCUCCUUUGACACCCUUUAACUAUUCAUUUUAUGAGACUUACCUUGUCUUUUGUGAUCAGGUAUCUGUUCCCUAUUUUCUCACCAUUAGAUUACCUAGUAGGGUAGGGCUGUAAUUUAUUAUCUCGAAUUCCCUGAAGCCUAGCAUAGUUCCUGACACACCGUAGUGUUCAACAAAUAUUUUGCUCAUUCAACAAAUAUAUAUUAGGUUUGUUGAAGGGACUAUGCCCCUACUUCCCUAGGUGACCUCUGGCAAAUUUCUGAACCCACCCUCCUA